Molecule: messenger RNA, 1029 nt
Organism: Coregonus sp. 'balchen'
Lineage: Eukaryota; Metazoa; Chordata; Actinopteri; Salmoniformes; Salmonidae
Source: the annotation of a GenBank genome assembly
GCACAGUAUGCCAGCAGCACCAGAGCCCCUCCCUCUGGUGAUACGCCGGCCCUCUGGUCAGAAAACCCCUCUCAGCCUGAGCCCCGCCCCCAGACCGGCACUAUCUCCUGGCAGGCCGCGAUCCAUGCUGCUCGUAACUCCCAGGGCAACGUCUCCCAGAGCAUGAGCGCCCGCACCUCUGUCCCUGGGGCCACGCCUGCACCGGUAGGCUCAUUGUCACAGAGGAAGAGGCAACAGUACGCCAAGAGCAAGAAGCAGGGCGGCUCCACCAACAGCAGGCCGCCCAGGGCCCUGUUCUGCCUCACCCUCAACAACCCCAUCCGCAGAGCCUGCAUCAGCCUGGUGGAGUGGAAGUAUCCUUUCUGGGGCUCUCAGUGGAGAUAUACAGGGACUCUCUGUGUCCCAACAUGGAAAACACCUGUUUUGAUGUUGGUCUAUUAGUUUACAGGCGAAAGCAGUUCAAAACAGUCAUUAGGGCAAGUGUCCCGCCCCCUUCCAAGCAACAAACAAUCAAACAUUCAGUAACAAAAUAAUUUAUCUUGCAGUCUCCAUAUUGAGUUUUUUCUCUUCUUCAGCUGAAAACCCUCUAUCAGACCAGACCCCAGUUGGAAACAGUCUAAAGCGUUCAUUUGAGUUUAGUUCUGAAUGCAUCCAUCACAGAAAGUAUCCAGUGUGUUUCUAAAGAUGAUGCAUUAAUACAACCCUAGAUAAGGAAUAAUUCCUCUAGCAUAUAUCAAAAUGGAAAUGUUGCUGUAUUUUAAAAUGUUUGCUUUGAUCAUUGUUCAUUUUACUUCAUAAGAUCCUACCUUUAAAUGACUGCAAUGUGCUCUCUCUGUUUAUGCUCAUGUAUUGACUGUGUGCUUUGAACAUUGUUCCUUAACUGUGUGCCUCAGACCCUUUGAUAUCUUUAUAUUGCUCUCUAUUUUUGCCAACUGUGUGGCCUUAGCUGUUUAUAUCCCCUUCCCCGAGGACGACUCCAACUCCACCAACCAUGACCUGGUGAGUAGUCUAUUCUAUUCUACAGUAUAG